CGAAAAAAUAACAAGGAUGACGCGUCAAAAAUCAAAAAUUCUAAUAUUCGACGUGAUCGUCGAAAAACGGAUCAACCAUUCUCUCAUUUGCAUGAUGAUCGUCGUUCGGGUCAAGAUAGCAAAACAUCGUCAUCCGGAGGUAGUCGAUCACAUUCAAAUGGCAAGUUAUCAGCAAAAAGAUAUAAAGAUGUGACGAAGAGAUCGAAUAAAAGUUCUGCUGUCUGUCAUCGAUGCGGUUCAGAUAAAGUCUCGUCGUCAUUUAGUAAGGCGGAACCUCCUUUAUCCUCCCAUCGAUGUGAUAAUAUUUCAGUCAAAUAUCUGCCGCGGGAAGGUAAUCGAGUCUCUUCAACCGUUAAUAGUCCAGAACGUCCAUACAACCCUUUUUCAUCACAGAAGUCUAUUUGUGACUCUCCUGCAUUAGUGAACAAAACCUCAGUUAGUCGAACAUGCCUUAAUGACGAAGAUUCUUUUUCGACAAAGGAUCAAAUUAUCGAAUCACCAUAUUUUGCAUAUGACAAGAAGCACAAUUGUUUAUUUGACGAUUUACCCCAGGAUAGUGACGACCGAACUAUUUCAUCGUCGGGCCAUCUUGAUUCAUGCGGUUCAAAAUCUAAUCCAAAUUUGCAUUCUCGGAUUUCUGGCACCUACGAAUUGUUCUCCAAAUAUUGGCCCCCUAAAGAAUUGCACGGCCUCAGAGAGUCAGGACAUGAUAAUAUUCAAGAUAAUAGGAACGGUGACAUAAAUGGAAAUAAUUUCUUGAUCGAUGAAGGUCGUCAAGAUAAAAAUGAAUGUGCUGAAGAGACAAACAGAUAUUUAAAUCGUGGAGAGAAGAAUUCAGAAAUUCAAUUGGAUAAUUGCGAAUCUUCAACCAUGAAAAAGUAUGGAGAUCCUGCAUCGGAUAAAUCCCUUAAUAAUCCUGUUCUAACUUUUGAGAAAUCGUGGAACGAUAAACAUGCUGUAAGGGAGGUAAAUAUCAUGAAGCCUGAUUAUAUUGUGUCUUCACCAUAUUCAAUAUCAGAAGGUUAUGACGUCGAGAAAUCCGUUACUAUUGACUGGAGUGAAAUAGAUGGAGAUGAUGCUGGAGGAAAUGAUGGAGAGUCUCUUGUAGAUCUUUUUGGUCGGAGUUCGCCUUUCAGUUUUACAGACGGAAGGUCCACUUUUGAUGUUAAUGAAGAUUUAGUGUCCACAUUUGUUUGGCGAAGACACAGAUUGCAUUGA
Molecule: messenger RNA, 1218 nt
Organism: Acaulospora morrowiae
Lineage: Eukaryota; Fungi; Glomeromycota; Glomeromycetes; Diversisporales; Acaulosporaceae
Source: the annotation of a GenBank genome assembly